AUGGACUCGGGGAGCGGGGACGACGGGCGCGGCGAGGAGCCGGGGAGCCUCCGGGUGGACGUGACGGUGUCGGAGCUCAUGGAGCUCUUCCUGCAGAGCCCGCUGGUGACCUGGGUGAAAACUUUGGGCCCGUUUGGAAGCAGCAGCCAUGACAACCUGACUCUGUACAUGGACUUAGCCGACGGCAUCUUUUUGAACCAAAUCAUGUUACAAAUAGACCCCCGGCCUACGAAUCAGCGCAUCAACCAGCACGUGAACAACGACGUGAACCUCCGCAUCCAGAACCUGACUGUCUUGGUGAGAAACAUCAAGACCUACUACCAGGAGGUUCUGCAGCAGCUGAUCGUCAUGAACUUGCCCAAUGUUUUGAUGAUUGGCAAAGACCCGCUGUCUGGGAAGAGUAUGGAGGAAAUCAAGAAGGUGCUGUUGCUGGUGCUGGGCUGUGCCGUCCAGUGCGAAAGGAAAGAGGAGUUCAUCGACAGAAUCAAACAGCUGGACAUCGAGACCCAGGCCGGGAUCGUGGCCCAUAUCCAGGAGGUGACCCACAACCAGGAGAACGUGUUUGACCUGCAGUGGCUGGAGGUUCCAGACGUGGCCCCAGAGGAGCUGGAGGCCCUCUCGAGGAACAUGGUGUUUCACCUCCGGAGGCUCAUAGAUGAUCGCGAUGAGUGCAGGGAGCUGAUCGUGGACCUGACUCAGGAGCGGGACUACCUGCAGGCGCAGCAGCCGCCCAGCCCGCUCCAGUCCUCCAGCGCCGAGUCCACGCCCAGCCCCACCAGCAGCCUCUCCAGCGAGGACAAGCAGCACCUGGCCGUGGAGCUGGCCGACACCAAGGCCCGGCUGCGCCGCGUCCGGCAGGAGCUGGAGGAGAAGACAGAGCAGCUGGCGGACACCAGGCAUGAGGUGGAUCAGCUGGUGCUGGAGCUGCAGAAAGUCAAGCAGGAGAACAUCCAGCUGGCCGCCAGCGCCCGGUCUGCUCGCGCCUACCUCGACGAGCUGGACUCCCUGCGGGAGAAGGGGAGCCGCGUGGAGAGGCUGGAGAUGGAGCUGGUGCGCUUCAGGGAGAAGCUGAAGGACGCGGACUUCUACAAGGCCCGCAUGGAGGAGCUGAGAGAAGACAACUUCACGUUGAUUGAUACCAAGUCCAUCCUGGAGGAACAGCUGACGGCGGCUCGGGCCCGGGUCGAUAAGCUGUACGAGCUGGAGAAGGAGAACCUGCAGCUCAAGUCAAAGCUGCACGACCUGGAAUUGGACCGGGACACAGACAAGAAGCGCAUUGAGGAGCUGCUGGAAGAGAACAUGGUCCUCGAGAUUGCACAGAAGCAGAGCAUGAACGAGUCCGCCCACUUGGGCUGGGAGCUGGAGCAGCUCUCCAAGAGCGCAGACCUGUCAGACGCUUCCAGGAAGUCGUUUGUGUUUGAGCUGAACGAGUGCGCCUCCAGCCGCAUCCUGAAGCUGGAGAAGGAGAACCAGAGCCUCCAAAGCACCAUCCAGGGGCUGCGGGACGCCUCCCUGGCCUUGGAGGAGAGCAGCCUCAAGUGUGGGGAGCUGGAGAAGGAGAACCAGCAGCUCAGCACAAAGAUUGAAAAAUUGCAGCUCCAGCUGCAGAAGGAAAAGCAGAGCAACCAGGAUUUGGAGACCCUCAGUGAGGAGCUCAUCAAAGAGAAUGAACAGCUGCACAGUGACAUGGAGACCCUGAAGGCUGACAAAGCCAGGCAGAUCAAGGAUCUUGAGCAAGAAAAGGAUCAUCUCAACCAAACAGUGCAGUCACUGCGGGAGAGGUCAGAGGUCAGCAGCGAGGUCCGCGUGAAGGACAUCGAGAAGGAGAACGAAGCCCUCCACCAGACGGUGACGGAGACCAGCAGCAAGCUCAGCAAGCUGGAGUCAGAGCGGCAGCAGCUGCACCGGGACCUGGAGCAGGUGAAGGAGAAGGCGGCGCGGGCGGAGGGGCUGGAGAAGGAGAUGCACCGGCUGGAGAAGGAGAACGAGAAGCUGGCCCGGGAGGUGACCUCGCUGACGACGGCCACCGAGAAGAUGGACACCCUGGAGCGCGAGAGCCAGGGCCUGUCGCUGGAGAACCGGAGGCUGCAGAAGUCCCUGGACACUCUGCAGAACGUGUCGGUGCAGCUCGCAGGCCUGGAGCGGGACAACAAGCAGCUGGACGAGGAGAACCUGGAGCUGCGCAGGAUGGUGGAGGCCAUGCGCUUCACGGGCGCCAAGAUGGCUCAGAUCGAGAGGGAGAACCAGGAGCUGGAGCGGGAGAAGGAGGAGCUGAGGAAGAACGUGGAGCUGCUGAGCACCCUGAGCAAGAAGUCGGAGCGCCUGGAGCUGAGCUACCAGAGCGUGAGUGCCGAGAACCUGCGGCUGCAGCAGGCCCUGGAGCGGGAGCGCGGGGAGCUGGAGGCACGGAACCAGGCCCUGCAGCGGGACCUGGAGGCCCUGCAGCGGGACCUGGAGGCCCAGCGACUGGCCAGCAAGCAGCUGGAGAGGUCCGAGAAGGACAAGGAGGCCCUGGAGCAGGAGGUGGCCCAGCUGGAGAAAGACAAGAAGCUGCUGGAGAAGGAGGUGAGUCGGCUGUGGCAGCAAGUGGAGUUCAAGGACACGGUCUUGGAUGACAUCACCACCAAGCUGUCAGCCGCUGAGAAGGAGAGCCGCACCCUGGACAAGGAGCUGGCACGCUGCAGGGACGCGGCCACCAAGCUGAAGGAGCUGGAGAAGGACAACAGAGACCUUACCAAGCAAGUCACCAUGCACACCAGGACGCUGACCACCCUGGGAGAGGAACUGGUGCUGGAGAAGCUGAAGAGUCAGCGGCUGACCAGCGAGCUGGACAAACUGGGCCAGGAGCUGGAGAAGGUCGGCCUCUGCAAGGAGCUGCUGCUGCAGGACGACAACUGCGACAGCGACCGAAAAUACAAGAUCUUGGAGGGCAGGAAUGAAUCGGCAUUAAAGACGACGCUGGCUAUGAAAGAAGAAAAGAUCGUGUUCCUGGAAGCUCAGGUGGAAGAGAAGGCCAGCCUGACCCGCGAGCUGCAGAAGGAGCUCCAGGCGCUGAAGGAGGGCGAGCUCCUCAGGGAGGGGAAGCACCUACAGAACUCGCUGGGACACCCUGCGGGGACCUCGGUGGCCGGCCACCAGGAGGAGGAGGGCUGGGGGCCCAGCCACAAGGAGGCCACCAUGGAGCUGCUCCGGGUGAAGGACCGGGCCAUCGAGCUGGAGCGGAACAACGCGGCUCUGCAGGCCGAGAAGCAGCUGCUCAGGGACCAGCUGCAGCACCUGGAGACCCAGAACGUGGCCUUCAGCAGCCAGAUCCUGACGCUGCAGAAGCAGAGCGCCUUCCUGCAGGAGCACACCGCCACGCUGCAGACCCAGACCGCCAAGCUGCAGGUGGAAAACUCCACUCUGAGCUCCCAGAGUGCCUCGCUCACUGCGCAGUACACACUGCUGCAGAACCAGCAGGCAGCCAAGGAGAGCGAGCACGAGAGCCUGCAGAAGCAGCAGGAGCAGCUGGCGGCCGCCCACGAGGCCCUGCUGCAGGACCACGCACGCCUGGGCGCGCUGCACGAGCACCUGUCCGUGGAGCAUGAGGCCCUCCUCGGCCAGCACAGCCGCCUGAAGACCCUGCACCGGUCCCUGGAGCUGGAGCACAGGACGCUCGGGGAGAGGCACGAGGACCUGCUGAAGCACAAGGCGGAGCUGGAGGAGCUGGAGAAGGUAUUGACCACCGAGCGGGAGGCCCUGCAGCAGGAGCAGAAGACCAACGCCAUUGCCACCAGCGAGAACCAGAGGCUGCGGGGAGAGCUAGACAGGGUCAGCUUCCUGCACCAGCAGCUGAAGGGGGAGUACGAGGAGCUGCACGCCCACACCAAGGAGCUGAAAACCUUGCUGAACAACUCGCAGCUGGAGGUGAACCGCUGGCAGGCCCGGUACGAUGAGCUGAAAGAGGAGCACCAGAGCAUGGACCUCUCACUGACCAAGCUGGACCACCACUGUGAGCUGCUCUCCCGUCUCAAGGGGAACUUGGAGGAAGAAAAUCAUCACCUUGUGAGCCAGAUCCAGAUGUUGAAUGAGCAGAACCAGAGGCUGCUAGAGCAGAACAUGGAGAACAAGGACCAGUACCACGAGGAGCAGAAGCAGUACAUAGACAAACUAAAUGCCUUGCAGAGACAAAAGGAAAAACUGGAAGAAAAAAUCAUGGAUCAGUACAAGUUCUAUGAUCCCGCUCCAAAGAAGAAAAACCACUGGAUUGGAGCCAAAGCCUUAGUCAGAUUAAUGAAACCAAAGAAAGAGGGACCCAGAGAACGACCGAAGUCAACCACAGACAGCCCUCCCUGGCCGCUGGAGUCCUCAGACCCGGCCUCGCCCAGUGCUGCUCAGCCUCCAAAACCCCAGCCGGAGCCCGCGGAGGCCACAUCAUCGUGCUCGACAUGGGCGGAAGAGCGAGUCCCCCACAGAGCGCCUGUGGGGAAAGGGGAUAACAAUUUAGCAACUCGGUGCAAAAAGAGUCCCUUUUUGAGAAGCAAAAGCAAGGACAAAGACAAGUCUCCAACAGCCCACCCGGCUUUCUCUAAACGCCUGCGGUUCUGGUCUUCCUCUGACAUCCCACCUGCCUCUAACUACCCUCUCCCUUUCUCAGAAAUUGGAGAUUUCUAA
Pipistrellus nathusii (Nathusius's pipistrelle) is the source of this 4653-nucleotide messenger RNA. Lineage: Eukaryota; Metazoa; Chordata; Mammalia; Chiroptera; Vespertilionidae. The record is from the annotation of a GenBank genome assembly.